AUGGAGGAAGCAAACCAAACAGGGAUGAUCCUCUUCCACUUCCGCCCCUUCUCCAAACUCCCUGAAGUGCAGAUGCUGAUUUUUGUGACUUUCCUCAUCAUGUAUCUGGUCAGCAUCAGUGGCAACUUCUCCAUUACUCUUAUCAUCUGCAUCAACCGCUCUCUCCACACUCCCAUGUACUUUUUCCUGGGCAACUUGGCAGCCCUGGAGAUCUGCUACUCUUCUACCAUCGCCCCUCUCACUCUGGCCAGUGUCUUGUCCACAGAACAAACUCUCGUCUCCCUGGCUGGCUGUGGCACUCAGAUGUUCUUCUUCAUUUUCCUGGGCAGCGCUGACUGCAUUCUGCUGGCUGUCAUGGCCUAUGACAGGUUCGUGGCCAUCUGCCAUCCUUUGCGCUAUACCCUCAUGAUGAGCUGGCGACUGUGUGUUCAAAUGUCCCUGGGAUCUCUGGUGCUUGGGUUCAUCCUGGCCAUGCAACUGACUGUGCUUAUUUUCCAACUCCCUUUCUGUAGCAGCAAAGAAAUUAGUCUGUUCUAUUGUGAUGUCCUCCCUGUCAUGAGAAUGGCUUGUGCAGACACUAGGGUCCACGAAGCUACUCUCUUUGUGGUCAGCAUCACUGUUCUCACCAUCCCCUUCCUGCUCAUCACUCUUUCCUAUGUCUUCAUUGUGGCUGCCAUCUUGAAGAUCAACUCAGCAGAGGGGAGACACAAGGCUUUCUCCACCUGCUCUUCCCACUUGACUGUGGUUCUCCUGCAGUAUGGCUGUGGAAGCCUCAUUUACCUGUGCCCCAGCUCCAGCUACUCUCCGGAGAGGGGACAGGUGGUGUCUGUGGUUUACACUUUCAUCACUCCCGUGCUCAACCCAUUGAUCUACAGCAUGAGGAACAGAGAACUUAAGGAUGCUUUGAAGAAAGAAAUAAUGAAGUUCUUUUUGACCUAA
Molecule: messenger RNA, 939 nt
Organism: Suncus etruscus (white-toothed pygmy shrew)
Lineage: Eukaryota; Metazoa; Chordata; Mammalia; Eulipotyphla; Soricidae
Product: olfactory receptor 10V1-like
Exons: 1
Coding region: 1-939 (312 amino acids)
Biological process (GO): G protein-coupled receptor signaling pathway
Cellular component (GO): membrane
Molecular function (GO): olfactory receptor activity; G protein-coupled receptor activity
Source: RefSeq, a predicted model, not a curated record